This is a messenger RNA of Colletotrichum phormii, 750 nucleotides long. RefSeq lists its product as uncharacterized. Bases 1 to 750 code for a protein of 249 amino acids. The record is from RefSeq and is a predicted model, not a curated record. NCBI's taxonomy places the organism in Eukaryota, Fungi, Ascomycota, Sordariomycetes, Glomerellales, Glomerellaceae. The transcript has 2 exons.
AUGGCUUGCAGCCUGCUUGCAGGUCUCUGGAUGUGUCAGGCGCAGCCGUACGACAUCGACAAGUCUGGGCAAAGAAGUGUCAAAACAAGGCCGCUUACCAACCAACCUGAUGAGAUCCCGUCAGCGAUGCAUACCUCUCCCACUCCAAUUGCGCUGCAACCCCGCGAAACCCCUCUUCCUGUUGCUGCCCGACAGGAAGAGACAGGUUUCCAUGUCAUAACUCAGACGAUCUAUCGACCGAGCUCAACUUUCGUCACAUACGUUACACUAGGCAGUGGGCCACCGACAUCAUACUCCGAUGGCAACCCGGCUGAUCCGCCAUCGGCCGCUUCUCCGACCGCGGAUCCACCUCCUCCGGACCGAUCAAGCGGAUCCCUAUCAAGCGCACAGAUAGGGGGCAUUCUGGGCGGCAUCGUCGCUUUCGUUGCCAUCGCUCUUAUUGCUUGGUUUUGCAUUUCUCAAAAUAACAGAAGACCAGGACCGCCGCCGGACUGGGACUCCUUGUACGACUAUGACUCUUCCUCCGAAAGCGGCUUUACCGGGUCCCGGGGGCCUAGGACGCCGAGGGCACCCCCACCUGUUCAUCCGGGCCGGGCCGGCCGGCGAAUGCAGUACGUUCAGAUGCCACAAGGGCCGCCACCGCCAACUUAUCACAUCAAUCGUUACGACGCAUGGAAACCCAAGUUCAAUGGGCCAGUACGUCGCCAGCAGCCACCGCCGCCCCAACGCUAUCGGACACGGGUUCCCUGA